This is a messenger RNA of Metarhizium album ARSEF 1941, 309 nucleotides long. RefSeq lists its product as uncharacterized. The transcript is spliced from 2 exons. Bases 1 to 309 code for a protein of 102 amino acids. The record is from RefSeq and is a predicted model, not a curated record. Lineage: Eukaryota; Fungi; Ascomycota; Sordariomycetes; Hypocreales; Clavicipitaceae.
AUGUCUGGAGCUUCAAGAAUCCUCCUGGCCGGCACGACGCGAGCCCUGGGCGCGCCUCGCGCCUUCAGCACGUCCGCGAGACGGAUGGCCGACGCGGCGCCUCUCCCGCCCAAGAAGCCCGUGGGAGCUUUCCGCGCAGGACUCCUCGGCUUCCUGGGCGGAUGUGUCCUCUCCGGCGGCGCCGUCUACAACUAUCUCGUCCAAGAGUUCAAGGCCGCCAACGACAUGCUCUCCGAGGACAUUUACGUUUGUCACGCCCCUUCCCCAGCUCCUCUCACUUGCAUCCGCGCUGUCGACGUGUCGCGGUGA